AUGACGGGCAGCAUCCGUAACUGGUCUAGAUAUGUUAAACAAUGCUACGAUAAUUUGAGUCCUGGCGGUUACCUUGAGCUCAACGAGGUCGAUGCUAUUCCUGUAUCGGACGACGGUACGCUUACUGACCAGUGCAACCUUAAGAAGAGCUUCGACUUGUGGGCCGAAGGACUGGCAGCCCUUGGAUCGCCUUUUGAGAAAUUCUCUCGCAUGGAAGGGGUCUUGAAGGACGCGGGAUUUGAAGACGUCCAUAUCCGGCGAUUCAAGUGGCCGACAAACAGCUGGCCUAGGGACUCGAAGCACAAGGAACUCGGUAUCUGGAAUUACGAGAACCUCGCACCUAAUCUGGAAGGGAUGUUUAUGGCAUCUUAUACGCGAGGAUUGAACUGGACAAAGGAAGAGGUGCUUCUAACGACCAUGGGUGCUCGCAAGGAUUUUGCUGAUCGGAAUAUCCAUGCUUACUUCAACAUGUAA
Messenger RNA from Colletotrichum spaethianum, 474 nucleotides. Its product is annotated as putative methyltransferase tdiE. The transcript has 2 exons. Lineage: Eukaryota; Fungi; Ascomycota; Sordariomycetes; Glomerellales; Glomerellaceae. Bases 1 to 474 code for a protein of 157 amino acids. The record is from RefSeq and is a predicted model, not a curated record.